CACCCCUCUGGGGAGUAUAGGCCUUGAGGCUCAGCAAAUCCUUUCAGAGAAAUAUCUGAAAUAAAAGACAACAGAUAGGGGACGCAGCCAAGGCAGAGGGAGGCAAGAGGGCCAAUAGCCUCGGACAGGGGAAUCGGUACAAUCUGGCCCGUGUUUGCUGAUGAUAAUGCGCCUUUCCAAAGCCCUAAUAGACAUGGAGAUGGCAGAUUAUAGCGCAGCACUGGACCCGGCGUACACCACCCUGGAGUUUGAGAACAUGCAGGUCCUGGCCAUGGGCAACGCAGACACGUCUCCAUCAGAAGCAGCCAACCUCAACACCUCCAGCAGCAUCGGGGUGAGCGCGCUCUGUGCCAUCUGCGGGGACCGCGCCACGGGCAAGCAUUACGGAGCCUCCAGCUGCGAUGGCUGCAAAGGCUUCUUCAGGAGGAGUGUCAGGAAGAACCACAUGUACUCCUGCAGGUUUAACAGGCAGUGUGUGGUAGACAAAGACAAAAGAAACCAGUGCCGGUACUGCAGGCUUAAGAAGUGCUUCCGAGCGGGAAUGAAGAAGGAAGCUGUACAAAACGAACGGGACCGAAUCAGCACCCGCAGAUCAAGUUACGAGGACAGCAGCUUGCCCUCCAUCAAUGCCCUACUGCAGGCAGAAGUCCUGGCACAGCAGAUAUCAUCUCCGGUGUCUGUGAUCAACGGAGACAUCCGAGGGAAGAAGAUUGCCAGUAUCUCUGACGUGUGUGAGUCCAUGAAGCAGCAGCUGCUGGUGCUGGUGGAGUGGGCCAAGUACAUCCCUGCCUUCUGUGAGCUGCCCCUGGAUGACCAGGUAGCACUGCUGCGCGCACACGCAGGGGAACAUCUGUUACUGGGAGCUGCCAAGAGGUCCAUGGUGCUCAAGGAUGUCUUGCUGCUAGGAAAUGACCACAUCAUCCCACGGAACUGCCCCGAACUGGUGGAGGUGAACCGUGUGGCCAACCGUGUCCUGGACGAGCUGGUCCUCCCCUUCCAGGAGCUGCAGAUAGACGACAAUGAAUACGCCUGCUUGAAAGCCAUCAUCUUCUUUGACCCAGAUGCCAAAGGACUGAGUGACCCGUCCAAGAUCAAGCGGAUGCGGUACCAGGUGCAGGUGAGCCUGGAGGAUUACAUCAACGACCGGCAGUACGACUCGCGGGGCCGCUUCGGGGAGCUGCUGCUGCUGCUGCCUGUGCUGCAGAGCAUCACCUGGCAGAUGAUAGAGCAGAUCCAGUUUGUCAAGCUCUUCGGCAUGGCCAAGAUUGACAACCUGCUGCAGGAGAUGCUGCUGGGAGGCUCAUCAAGUGAAACACCGCACGCCCACCACCCCCUGCACCCUCAUCUGAUCCAGGAGAACCUGGGAACAAACGUCAUUGUGGCCAACACAAUGCCUCCUCAGAUGCACAACGGGCAGAUGUCUACUCCAGAAACUCCACAGCCAUCUCCACCUGCGGGCUCAGGACCAGAGCAAUACAAGCUGCUGCCUGGAGCCAUUGCAACCGUGGCAAAACAGCCCACGUCCAUCCCACAGCCUGCCAUCACGAAACAGGAGGUCAUCUAGCAACCUGCAGAGCAGCUGGCCUCCUCUGGAAGGCCAUGUGGGAGAAAAGCCCAAACUGACUCUGUCACUGUGAAAAGAGAAGCCAUCCAGAGGUCCCUGGGCACAAACACACGGACUUGCUGAUUGGACUAGUCCACCACCGCCAAAAGCUGUCUUCCUGCAGCUAUGGACAGUAUGUGCCAUGGGCAGCCCUGAGUCCCAGAACUGAGGCUGAAGCCCUACUGAAACCCUCAGUCCUUGUCAGAAGGGCCAGAUUCCUGCCUCCCCCUGUGGGGAGAUGGCAGUGACUGGCUGGGGACAGUGCAGCUGGCUGUUCCCCCACUGCCACCUCGGCCCUGGUUCAGCACACACCAGAGCCUGCCAACAAGGAAUUCUCUGUGCUGUGUGAACGGAGAGCUCCCCUCCCACAACUCCCCAGACAGUCCCUAGUCCAGCCAAACCUGAUGGAGAUGGAAGCUCCCCCAGGAGCAUCACAGCAGGUGAAGCACAUGGGAUUUGCCCAGAACUGCUCCUCAGCCUUGGCUAGUCCCAGGUCUCUGCGGGGUGUCACCUUCCAGCACACUAACCCCCCCCAGCCAGGUCUAACAAAUCUUUUCAGCUGAUACUGGAGCAAAGUCUGGCCCACCAAGAUUGUCCUCUACUUGGAUCCUUCUGCCUUUUGAGGGGUUUUGUAAUUUCUGUGCCAUGCAUGCCCUCUCACCACAAGGCUCAGAGAGGAAACCACUGCCAAAUCCUUCCCUUACACCACUUACUGCCUCCUGGGCUGGGAAUUUGGGGGACCAUGGGAUUCCAGAGAUUUCAGCUAAUGGGAUGGGGUCAUCCUCACACAGGCUGGUGGCACUGGCCCAAAAUAUCACUGGCCUCACUACUGUUCCUCAGCAGUCAGAAGAAGACCACAGGAUGCCUUUUUGGAAGGAAGUGGGGGGAAGGAUAUAAGAAGGGGAGAGACCUGUGAGGGUGAGAAGAGCUUGAGCCUCACAGAUUGGACCCAGGUCUCGGGCUGCCCAAGUGCUGGGAGCAUUGUGACUCAGGAUCUCAGUUCAGACCCAGCUUUAAUGCUAAGAUGUGCCAUACAAUCCACUUCUCCAGUCCAGUGCCACUCUUUCAGCUCAGAAUGAGUGGCUGAUAACAGAUUUAUAGGUCUUCAUAACACGAUAAGAAUUUCAUUGCGACUCCUUCAGGCCUCAGAAGGUUUGAGGGCAGCAACCUCAAAAAUACAAUGCUCUGAGUCCUGCAGGGACGAACGAGAGGCCGAGGAACAGCCCUGUCUCACCCAAGCCCCUUGGGUCUGCCCCAGCCUUGGGUCUGCCCCCGCCUGCUCUGCUCCCUCCUGCCCCCAGCCCUGUUUCUCUGUGCCUGCCUGUGCCAAAGCCCCGUGGAUGUGACCUUUGGUUUACAGCUGGAACCAGGAAAGGAGCCCUCCUGCCCUCCCACCUCGCUGGGGGCCAGCAGGGCUGGAGCUCUCAGAGCCCUGCACGACCUGAGUCACUUCUGGCCUCUCGGGAGGAUGGGGAUGGUGGAACCACAGCUGGUGGGGAUGAACCCGAGCCAGCUCAGCCAGAGGAGCUGCAGGUCUGUCCCUUGAUUUCCAGGGCAGAAAUGAACCGCCUCUCCUCGUGCUGAUGGUGUCGGACGGGUCCCGUCGCCUCAACGCCGCUGGCAUCGCACCCAGUAAUUUAUUGCAAUGAUGAAUCCAAUCAUUUUCUGUAAAUUAUUUUGUAAAUCACAUUGAUUAUUUAUAAUUGGGAGAUUGAAUGCAAAAAAAACCCACCCCCCCAUAAUAACCCGGCUGUCUUUUCCAACUGCAGCAACCUUUUAUUCUGUACGUAGACAUGUUCAGUGGGGAAUCCUUUUUGGUCCAUUUGCACCAAGUAUUCCUCGAUAUUGUACAUUAAUUUUUGCUGUUUUCUGCCUUCCAAUGGAAACAGGAAUAUUUCUUCACUAGAGUUUGUAUUCAUUAAAAAAAAAAAGAAAGAAAAAUAAAUGCAAAAAUAUUUUCUAACUUUUCCCAGACAGAUGGAUUUCUUUCUCCUGGGAGGAUUUAUUGUAAAUCAAGGGGCUCAACCUCCCUGUUGCUCUGAGCACAAAGCAUAUGUGUAUUGAGGAAAAAGCCCAAACAAAUGUUUGAUGGUGUUGCCAGCUGUCACUAUUUCCUGGCAAGCCUAAUGCUAGCUGGUGUCUGUCCUGAAGCCACGUGUGCUGGAACCAUGAGAUUGAAUAACAACCCCAAUUUUCAUUAAAAGAAAAACAAAUGCGAAGAAUAAAUAUUUGCUUUCAUGAUUCCAGGGAGCUUAAAGACUUGAAGUAACCACAUUCUGAAAGCCAA
This is a messenger RNA of Lepidothrix coronata (blue-crowned manakin), 3890 nucleotides long. It is a transcript of the gene HNF4A, whose product is annotated as hepatocyte nuclear factor 4 alpha. Gene Ontology annotation, biological process: cell differentiation; positive regulation of transcription by RNA polymerase II; anatomical structure development. Gene Ontology annotation, molecular function: nuclear receptor activity; RNA polymerase II cis-regulatory region sequence-specific DNA binding; zinc ion binding. Lineage: Eukaryota; Metazoa; Chordata; Aves; Passeriformes; Pipridae. The coding region runs from base 161 to 1564 and encodes 467 amino acids. The transcript has 10 exons. The record is from RefSeq and is a predicted model, not a curated record.